UCCCCUGCUUUCUGGCUAAGCAAAACAUCGCAGCAUUCACUCCCACCCAACUGCCAUAUCAAGCCAUCGAUAGCAUCAGCUGGAGACGCCAUUAAAAUGGGAGGGUCCAUAGCUCAGUGACGAAUCAAUUCUCUCUCUCUCUGUCUCUCUCUCUUUCUCUCUCUGACUAAUCAAUGCUCUCUCUCUCUCUCUCUCUCUCUCUCUCUCUCUAUGUGAGUAAUGUGAGUAAGUGAUGAACCUGUCUUCCUCUGCUUUAUUUAUUCGGCCUCUCCACUGACUACGAAGCGGUAUAGGUUGGGACUCUUUCACUUCUCUCUGGUGUCUCUUUGCUUUCCGUGGGAUUGUAAAGAGAACCCCGUGUUCUUGUAGACGCAGACCCUCUUGGGUCAUCGCCAAUUCGUCGUCUUUCUCCAAAACCCCCCUCCCGACCAAAUUUCGUUUUGCAAGAUGGUGCAGCUGCACUCCAAGUCUGAUUCUGAUGUCACGAGCCUAGACCCAUCUUCUCCAAGAUCCCCAAAGCGCGCAGUUUACUUCUACCAAAGCCCUUCGAGAGAGUCCAAUGAUGGGGACAAAUCGUCCCUGAUGCAAGCCACCCCUGCAUAUAACAGCCCCAUGGAGUCUCCUUCUCAUCCCUGCCAUUCUCGGGGCUCUUCGGAGAGCCGGUUUUCGGGGCCGUUUCGGUCUUCUUAUUGGACCAAAGGGAGUAAUGGGAGGAAGAGGAAUGAGAAGGGUUGGCCUGAGUGUGAUGUGAUCCAGGAGGAAGGUGAUUAUAAGGAUGUGUUUGGGGAUAAUGGGCUUUCAAGAAGAUUUCAGGUUCUGAUGGGCGUUCUUGGAUUUGUGGUGAUUUUUAGUGUUUUUUGCUUGAUCAUUUGGGGUGCUAGCAGGCCUUACAGAGCCCAGAUCAGUGUUAAGAGCCUCACAGUGCAUAACUUCUAUGUUGGGGAAGGAUCAGAUUCAACCGGAGUGCCGACUAAGAUGGUGACAAUGAAUUGUUCGAUGAGGAUGACCGUGUACAACGAGGCCACAUUUUUUGGCAUUCAUGUCACCUCUACACCUGUCAAUAUUAUGUUCUCAAAGAUUGCAGUUGCAACCGGUCAGCUUAGGAAGUAUUAUCAACCAAGAAAGAGCCAUAGGACGGUGGCCGUGGUCCUUGAGGGGGAUAAAGUUCCGCUCUAUGGAGCUGGGGCGAGUCUAACCAAUUCUGAUAACAAUGGAGAAGUUCCAUUGACCUUAGUAUUUGAGGUCCUGUCGCGAGGGAACGUGGUAGGAAAGCUUGUCAGGUCAAAGCAUCGAAAGCACGUGUCUUGCUCUCUUGUUGUGAACCCAAAUAGCAACAGAAUCAUCAAGUUUAAGGAGCAUUCAUGUACAUAUGACUGAUCAGUCUGGAUUGAUCCACAAUUCCCUCGUGAAGGGCUCUGUGCGACGGUGAGGGAACUAAUGCUAGCUGGUCAGCUUUGCUUGCUUUAAGUUACCUGCUUUUACUCGCCCUUUCGGAGGAGAAAACAGAGUGUUCUAUACAUAGAUAGCUUUUACAAUGGAGUGAGAAAUGUACUGGAGCUUUGAUUUGUAGUGUAAAGCGGAAAAAAUGCUGUAUCAGCAGUCCACUGAGUUUGGAAUAUAAACAACAUUGAAGUAUUA
Molecule: messenger RNA, 1638 nt
Organism: Eucalyptus grandis
Lineage: Eukaryota; Viridiplantae; Streptophyta; Magnoliopsida; Myrtales; Myrtaceae
Exons: 4
Coding region: 448-1377 (309 amino acids)
Source: RefSeq, a predicted model, not a curated record